AUGGGCUCAAGCGCUCGUCCGGUGUCUACUUUCUUUGGUGUGGAUGCAACUGGACCCAGCCCGUUUAACGCACCUGAGCCCAAAGACGAGAAGGCACAGCCCGCAGUUUAUACCAGGCAAUUCGUGUCUAGACGUCUAAAGGGACCUGUGGAGAAGCCUUGGUUGCUGGAGGAGGAUCCUCGAGAGAAGUGGGUAUCGAUCAUUCCGAUCAUUGGUGUUGUCGUUGGCUUCAUCGCUGCUGGGCUGUUGAUCUGGGACGGUAUUCGUGGUGUUGCUCAUCACAAGUACUGCCCUGUUCUCAUCGACGAUUUCACGAACGGUUUGAAUACAUCCAUUUGGAAGCACGACAUUGAGCUCGGUGGAUACGGUAAUGGCGAAUUUGAAUGGACCACUGCGAAUUCGGAUAACUCCUACGUUCAGGAUGGCAAACUCUUCAUCAUGCCAACGCUUACCAACGCAAGUCUUACCUCCAACGAGAUCAACAACGGUUACACCGUCAAUUUGACGGCAACCGGAGAGUGUACUUCGACGACCAAGUACAACUGUGUUGUUACCUCAAACACUACGACGGGUCAGAUCAUUCCUCCCAUUAAGUCUGCGCGCCUUACCACCAAGGGAUCUGCUUCCAUUAAGUACGGCCGUGUCGAGGUCCGUGCUCGUUUACCAAAGGGAGACUGGAUCUGGCCUGCCAUUUGGAUGUUGCCUGUCAACAACACUUACGGUGUUUGGCCAAAGUCUGGUGAGAUCGACAUUGCCGAAUCUCGUGGAAACGACAUUUUCUAUCCCGAGGGUGGUAGGGACAUUAUCUCCUCAACUCUUCACUGGGGUCCUGACUCCGCCAACGAUGGCUACUGGCGUACGAACAACAAGCAUCGUUUGCCGCAUACUUCUUUCGACGAAGGGUUCCAUACCUUUGGUCUCGAAUGGUCAGAAAAAUACCUCUUCACUUACGUGGAUUCUCGCUUGCAGACUGUGCUUUACACCAAGUUUCAGACGCCUUUCUGGGACCGUGGAAGCUUCCCGCUCUCCAAUGCUAACGGUACGACUUAUGUCAACCCUUGGUCUUCGGGUACGGCUUCUACGCCUUUCGAUCAAGAGUUCUACCUUAUCUUGAACGUCGCCGUUGGUGGUACUAAUGGUUGGUUCGUUGAUGGCAAGGACAACAAGCCUUGGGUUGACGCUUCAUCGACUGCUAUGGGUGACUUUUGGAGACAGAGGGACACCUGGUUGCCUACGUGGGGAAGCAGUGAUCGUAGAGCGAUGGUCGUGGACAAGGUCUCGAUGUGGCAGCAGUGCGAUAAUUAG
Messenger RNA from Saitoella complicata NRRL Y-17804, 1305 nucleotides. RefSeq names its product concanavalin A-like lectin/glucanase. The record is from RefSeq and is a predicted model, not a curated record. The transcript has a single exon. Gene Ontology annotation, biological process: carbohydrate metabolic process. Gene Ontology annotation, molecular function: hydrolase activity, hydrolyzing O-glycosyl compounds. NCBI's taxonomy places the organism in Eukaryota, Fungi, Ascomycota, Saitoellomycetes, Saitoellales, Saitoellaceae. Bases 1 to 1305 code for a protein of 434 amino acids.